This is a messenger RNA of Rhipicephalus sanguineus (brown dog tick), 690 nucleotides long. RefSeq lists its product as uncharacterized. NCBI's taxonomy places the organism in Eukaryota, Metazoa, Arthropoda, Arachnida, Ixodida, Ixodidae. The record is from RefSeq and is a predicted model, not a curated record. The transcript is spliced from 2 exons. The coding region runs from base 196 to 660 and encodes 154 amino acids.
AUAGACUGUUUAGGAGUCCAGUGCAAGGAGACCCAGCGCCUUCUCUAGAGGAGGCGUUGGAAGAAGCUACUCAGGGUAGCUUCAUUCCCGCGCUAUUCUAUAUAAACCUUAUACUCUCACUCAUUCCAUCCUCUUUUUCUGAAAGGUCCGCAAGUAUCCCACAAGCCCCUGCCUCUCCUUUGCCUUGCAGGAGCGAUGGUCGAGGUGGCGCCAUUUGAUGACGCAGUCCGCGAAAGCCGAUGCGACGCUCCUCGCCUGGUGCACUGCUCGAGCAACCUGACAGCCCUGGUGCGGGACCACAGCUGGUUCUACAUGCCCAGUGCCGGUAAUCCCGGGGCAUGCAUCGAGUGGCUGCCCGCUCACUUGUGCGUCGUCCAGAAAGGAUUCCGUGAGGGCGGAGGAUACCGGUUCAGCACCAGGGAGGAGUGCAGCUCGCUCUGUGAACGAGGAAUGCCGCGGAGGGAGUGCGUACAGCCGCUCCCCCUGUCGGCCGUCUACAACUGCACGCAUCCGGCGAGCCCGGGCCAGCAGCACUGGUGGUUCUACGAUACCGUCAGCCACACGUGUCGCGAAUGGGAGCUCGCGUGCGUCUACAAGUCCUACGCCACCAUGGCCCACUGCGUACGGGACUGCCUGCCGGAACCGCGGCAGUCCUCCUGACCGGCGCGUUUACGCAUGCGCGCGACGGAU